UACAUGUAUUAUAAAAAUACAUCUCCUUCAAUACAAGAUCACAACUAUACAGCUUACAGUCGUAUAUCGUUUGAAAAACAAUAAUACCAAACUUUCAAGCACUUAUACGUAAUUGCAGCUUUCCAUCUUCUCUGUUUAUCUUGCGGAACUGGCUACUAGUUGUUAUAAAUAUCCCAUGCUAUAAUUCCAGACGUUCCCUUUUUUCAGUCGUAUCGAUUUCCAAGUGUAGCUGCAAAUAAUAGUAGAGUUGCAGAUGCACGCACGUAAUAUCACAAGCGUAAGCUCAGCGACAUACAAUCAAUAUACUUGAACUGUGUAAACAGUCGUUCUCGAUCUGCUCGCGAAUAUGCAUCUUUCCGUUCGACAACCACAGAAUCCAAAUUACGAGGAAGACAUUGUUUACGUGACGAAACACAACAAAUGGAUCCUGAGUACCAUCGGCAUGUGGCCCACUGUAGUAAAAGGCAUCGGAAAAUUUGUACCAAAAAUUAUAAUAGGUCUGAGUAAUUUCGUAUCGUCUUUGAACGUACUGCAAUUUAUACUACACAUUAUACUGGAAGAAAAAAACACUACAUUAAAAGUGAGAUUCCUAGGCUUAAUUUGUUUUGCUUCAACCAAUCUGAUGAAGUAUUGGGCUCUGAUAGCGCGCAAAUCGAAUAUCGAAUACUGUAUCGAACAGGUGCAGAUAGAUUGGAAGCAGGUAGAUUUCCAAAGAAAUCGUAUGCUGAUGCUAAAAUACGGAAAAAUCGGUCGAGAUCUCACCAUAUACAGUGCCGUGUUUAUGUAUGGCUCUGAAAUGUUGUACAUUACAAUCAUGCAAUAUGCAUUGGGAUCAAUGCUGAAGGAAAAUAAUCGUACAACCAGAGUGCUAGUGUACCCUACCUAUAGUGGAUUGCUCGACGUCCAAAAAAGUCCCAUCUACGAAAUCGUGUACGUUCUCCAAUGCAUGUGCACACUUUUGUUCAACUCUGUAACAGUUUCGUGUUGUGGAUUGGCUGCGCUUUUUGCAACACACGCCUGUGGACAGAUUGAUAUCAUUAUGUCUCAAUUAGAUGACCUGGUCGAUGGAAAAUUUGCCAAGAAAAAUUCUAAUCCAGACACUCGACUGACGGAAAUUGUAAAACAUCAUAUAAAAAUUUUAAAAUUUUCUACUAUGAUUGAGACGGUUCUGCAGGAAGUGUGCUUUUUCGAAUUCGUUGGUACCACGUUGGUAGUAUGCUUCCUCGAAUAUUAUUGUCUAACGGAUUGGCAAAGCAAUAAUAAAAUUGGUGUGGCAACAUACUCGAUGCUACUGGUAUCCUUGACGUUCAAUAUGUUCUUGUUAUGCUACAUUGGUAAUCUUCUACUAGAAAAGAGUUCUGACAUUGGAAUAUCUUGCUAUCUGAUUGACUGGUACCGCCUACCACCUAAAACAGUUCAAGAUCUUAUGUUGAUCAUCGCUAUGUCGAACACUCCAGUGAAAAUUAGCGCCGGCAGAAUAUUUCUUUUAUCCUUGCCUACUUUCGGAAAUGUAGGUUUUUACGAAUAUUUCUUUUAUGUUUUGCCUGUUCAAAAUUUACACAAAUCAACCGUUUAAUCUACCGGUGACUAAAUAUAACUUCGUCUUUGCAGAUUCUAAAGACAUCAUUCGCGUACUUAAACUUCGUUCGAAAUGCCACUAUGUAAUAAUUUAAUAAUUAUUCCGUUAUUUUCGUAUAUUCAC
Bombus terrestris (buff-tailed bumblebee) is the source of this 1702-nucleotide messenger RNA. RefSeq lists its product as uncharacterized. The record is from RefSeq and is a predicted model, not a curated record. Gene Ontology annotation, biological process: detection of chemical stimulus involved in sensory perception of smell; sensory perception of smell. Gene Ontology annotation, cellular component: plasma membrane. Gene Ontology annotation, molecular function: olfactory receptor activity; odorant binding. The transcript is spliced from 5 exons. Lineage: Eukaryota; Metazoa; Arthropoda; Insecta; Hymenoptera; Apidae. The coding region runs from base 347 to 1576 and encodes 409 amino acids.